Coffea arabica (coffee) is the source of this 895-nucleotide messenger RNA. Lineage: Eukaryota; Viridiplantae; Streptophyta; Magnoliopsida; Gentianales; Rubiaceae. The record is from RefSeq and is a predicted model, not a curated record.
ACAAACAUCAUAGGCAGUCUCUCUUCCUCCUCCGCCUUCUUCCAUUCUAUUUCCCUUGUUUGAAACCAUUUUCCAUAGUCUCAUAUUGCCUAUAUGCAGCAAACGUAAUCAUCCACUCUAGAUCAGAAGGAUUCAUCUCCUCUCAAGAAACACAAGGAGGAUUUUUCAAUCAUCAACACGAAAUCUGCACCAAGUUUUUUGUCGUCUCCAAAAUACAUAGUGCCAAUGUGAAAUCAAACUCUUCAACUAGGAAUAGGGAAAAAGUGCAAAAUCAUCUCAAAGACACAAAAGUAGGACGAAUGGACGGUCAAUAUAGGCCCAACAGACUGUGGAAGACUAUGAUGCAAAGGCUAAGAAUCAAAAUGAUGGCCUGUUGUGGAUCCUCAAUCAAUCUAAGGGUCUCUGACAGUACAGUUUGUGAAGAAGAAGCAGCCCAGGCCCAUGAGUCACACGAAACGGAGGAGGAGCUACAGCCCAUGAUGGCUACUGUGGGCCAUAACAUACAGGCCAGGGGUAUAAGUUUGGCCACUUUAUUAGCUGCCGAGCGUCAAUUGCGUAAAGUGGGUCCCAGAAAACAUAAGAAGCCGUUGAUGCGAUUAUUCGAAGAAGUUGACGGCGUGGAUUCAAAGAAGGGCAAGUGGUAUAGAGGAGGGAAUGAUAACUUGUGUUGCGUGUGCAUGGUGAGGAAUAGAGGUGCAGCUUUUAUUCCCUGCGGGCACACCUACUGUAGAGAGUGCUCGAGAGCGCUGUGGCUCAAACGUGUGCCGUGUCCACUUUGCAACCAUCCGAUCAAUCAAAUCCUUGAUAUCUUCUAAAUCAUUCUCUUUUUUUUUUUUUUAGUUAUUUUUUUAUAAUAUAAGCAGUAGGUUUUGACUUUGGAAUUUCUUACUUAAAU